Molecule: messenger RNA, 2868 nt
Organism: Triticum dicoccoides
Lineage: Eukaryota; Viridiplantae; Streptophyta; Magnoliopsida; Poales; Poaceae
Product: wall-associated receptor kinase 3-like
Exons: 4
Coding region: 240-2474 (744 amino acids)
Biological process (GO): cell surface receptor signaling pathway; protein phosphorylation
Cellular component (GO): plasma membrane
Molecular function (GO): ATP binding; polysaccharide binding; protein serine/threonine kinase activity
Source: RefSeq, a predicted model, not a curated record
AGGAGCUCUCCCAAUUCCCCACCCAGCACGCCAGGCCGGCGAGAUGCCUGACGGCGACGCAGAGGCCCGCGCCGCCACCACCAGUGCGGCACCGCCGGGUCCCCAUCCGCCUCUCGCCAUGGUUCCUCCAGCCGCCGUCGACACGCGGAAUCUGAUUACCCGACACUACCCGCCGUCGUGCCACGGCGCCGGGCUAUCAGGCCCUGUGAGGUCUAAAGCUCUUACUACUUGUCGCUGCCAUGCUGACCCUGCAAUAUAGUGCUACCGCUUAUGGGGCUGGGUUUGGGAUCAUCAGCAUGGCACGGCCCGGCUGCCCAGACAAGUGCGGUAACGUCAGCAUCCCGUACCCGUUCGGCACCGGAAAUGGAUGCUUCCAGGAACCCUUUAAUGUCACAUGCAAUGUGAGCGGGGCAUAUUUGGCCUCCACCAAAGUAAGGAUACUGGACAUCAAUCUUACUCUAGGUGAGAUUCGUGUUCAGAACCCAUACAUAGCAUGGCAAUGCAACCACACCAAUGGCACCAAUAGUACUGGCGGUGAUUCGCAAGGCUUAAUUCUUGAUCCUUCUCAUAAGCUUUCCUACACCAAGAACAAGUUGACAUCAGUCGGUUGUGCUACGCUUGCAAUGGUCGUAGGAGUCACCAAGGGCAAGAACCAGCUUGAAUUCCCCAUUGUUAACUCAUGCUUUUCAUACUGCACUGACGCAAGUAAUGUGGAUAAUAGCUCUGGGUGCGCUGGAAUGGGUUGCUGCCAGUCCUCCUUUCCAGGAAAUGUCAGUUCCGUUAACACCACAUCCAUGCCAGUACUAGAUAUAUACAACUCAACCAUCCAGUCUUUCAGCCCGUGCAGCUACGCUUUCGUUGUUGAGGAGGAGUGGUUCAAGUUCGAUCCUUCAUAUGCCAGCUCUACUGAUUUCGCAAGUAGAUAUGCAGAUGGAGUUCCUGUGGUACUUGAUUGGGUUGCUGGUAAUGGAAGUUGUUCUGAAACCAGCAAGAUGGGAUCACAGUAUGCCUGCCAAGCCAUGAACAGUGAAUGCAUUGAUGUGUCUAAUGGCCCCGGUUACCGCUGCAACUGCUCUCAAGGUUAUGAGGGCAAUCCCUAUCUGCAAGGAGGGUGCAAAGACAUCAAUGAGUGCGAACCUCCAAACCAGUCCUUGUAUCCUUGCAAAGGUAAUUGCAUAAACACCCACGGUAGCUACACCUGUUCAUGCCCAUCAGGAUUCAGGAGCGAUGAUCCAAGGAGCAUACCCUGCGUUCGAGCUGACCCAAACAAAGCACUGAAGGUGGUCUUAGGCUUAUCCGUCAGUGCUGUCUUCCUCAUGGUUUUUAUCUUCGCUCUAUGGGCUGAGUAUCAGAAAAGAAAGCUGGCGGAAGAGAAGGAAAGAUUCUUUGAUCAGAAUGGUGGUCAGAUAUUAUAUCAGCAAAUUAUGUCAAAACAAGUCGAUACUUUGAGGAUAUUCACUCAAGAAGAUCUGAAGAAGGCUACAAACGAUUUUGACGAGAGCAGAGAACUGGGCAAGGGGGGUCAUGGCACUGUCUACAAGGGCAUUCUCAAGGAUAACAGGGUAGUGGCUGUGAAACGCUCGAAGAUCAUGAACGUGGAGCAGACCGACGAAUUCGUGCAGGAGAUAAUUAUACUUUCACAGACCAACCACCGGAAUGUGGUCAGGCUUCUAGGGUGCUGCUUAGAGGUGGAGGUCCCCAUACUGGUCUACGAGUUCAUCUCGAACGGCACUCUCUUUGAGUUCAUCCAUGGUAGCCACGGAAGUCCACCUCCCUCGCUGGACACCCGUCUCAGGAUCGCUCAAGAAUCGGCAGAAGCGCUGGCCUAUCUGCAUCUGUCCACUAACCACCAUAUAGUCCACGGAGAUGUCAAGUCCAUGAACAUCCUCUUGGACGACAACUACAUGGCGAAAGUGACGGACUUUGGGGCGUCGAGGAUGCUCCCCAAGGACGAGUCCCAGUUCAUGACGCUGGUGAAGGGCACCCUGGGAUAUCUAGACCCUGAGUACCUGCAGGAGCGGCAGCUCACAGAGAAGAGCGACGUGUACAGCUUCGGGGUCGUGCUGCUGGAGCUGAUCACGGGGAAGAAGGCCAUCUACCGCGAUGGCCUGAAGGAAGGCAAGAGUCUCGUGUCAUCCUUCCUGCUCGCCAUGAAGAUUGAGAACCUCGAGGGCAUCCUUGACCCGAGAAUCGCGCGUGCGGGGAUGGAGGCGCUGCUGCGAGAAGUCGCCGAGCUCGGGCGGAUGUGCUUGGGCCCCAGGGGUGAGGACAGGCCUUCCAUGACCGAGGUGGCCGACAAGCUGAAGGCCCUGCGAAGCGCCUGGAGGGAGAAACUGGCGCUGGGGCAUGCCAAAACAGAGUGUCUGGUUGUGUGCUCGUCGCCUGCGGCUGUGGCGGCUUGGUGCCCUCCGUCUUCAGGAUCCUCCUCGAUGGAGGCGUACAUGUCUGGAAUAGGCAUAGAGACGCCCAGAUGAUGGAGUAGUUACGUUUGAGCCUUUCACCAAAAAUGACAAAUUAAUCUACCGUGCUAGAAGUACCAAGUAGCUAAGUAAAUGUUCUCAUGGGACCUGUGUGUGUUCUGCGUUUCAUCGGUGGAGCUUGCCACGACGGGCUAUGCGGCAUGUGAGUUCUCAGUUCCGGGUGCGAGGGAACACAAAACUCAGUCUUCAUGUUUUCAGUAUGAGAAUUCGCACAUGGACCACCAGAUUUCAGUUUGCAAUGUUGCUCAACUAUGCAUGCCUAACUGAAUUUUGUGUUCCUGGCCUAUGAUAUGACUCUGAAUCGUGUCAAAUCUCAAGGUCCUUUCUUUCUGUCAUGGUAACUGAAUUUUGUGUUCCUAUGAAUGAAUUGUGUCAAAUUUCAAGUUUA